Messenger RNA from Gastrolobium bilobum, 2925 nucleotides. Its product is annotated as U-box domain-containing protein 3-like. Gene Ontology annotation, biological process: protein ubiquitination. Gene Ontology annotation, molecular function: ubiquitin-protein transferase activity; protein binding. The transcript has 5 exons. The record is from RefSeq and is a predicted model, not a curated record. Lineage: Eukaryota; Viridiplantae; Streptophyta; Magnoliopsida; Fabales; Fabaceae. Gene Ontology annotation, cellular component: nucleus; cytoplasm. The coding region runs from base 162 to 2525 and encodes 787 amino acids.
GUUGGGAAAAUACAGGGAUGCAUGAAUGAAUGGAGAUGAAGGCCUUCAGUGAAAGCGAUUGAGAUUCAUAAAUCACAUGCUUUUGGAAGCUUCCAUUCCAUUCCUUAUGGUUUGGAGUUGAUCAAGAUCUGUUUUACCUGUGCCAUUUGAAUUCCAGAACCAUGCAUAUAGGUCAAACGGAUACAACUUCAGUGAAAUGUCUAAUCAACAGCAUUUCUCGAUUCAUUCAUCUGGUUUCUUGCCAAACAGUAAAACCUAUGCCUUUUCAGAAAAUCUGUAAUAAUAUGGUUGGUGUGUUAAAGUGUUUGAAGCCUGUGCUUGAUGACAUUAUGGAUUACAAAAUCCCUUUAGAUGAAAAUCUAUGUAAAGAGUGUGAAGAAUUGGAUAUGCGGGUUAAUGAAGCUAGAGAUUUCAUUGAAAAAUGGGGUCCAAAGAUGAGCAAAAUUCACAGUGUUCUACAAAGUGGGACAUUGUUGAUCAAGUUACAGGGCACUUCACUUGAUAUUUGUCACAUGAUAGUUAGAUCCUUACAGUCACCUCCAUCUGCAUCAGUUUUGGCUAAUCUUCAGCGCUAUAUCCAGGAACUUCAAUGUCUCAAGAAGGAAACGACAAUGGUCAAUAUAGAAGAAGCACUGAGAAACCAAAGGGAUAAUAUUGAACCUUGCAAUGAACAUCUAAAGGAAAUUAUUGAGUUACUUAAAUUGACAUCAAACCAGGAGCUCUUGAAAGAAAGUAUUGCUGUGGAAAAGGAAAGGUUGAAUGCUGAAGCCAAUAAAAUGAAAGGGGACUUGGAAGAAAUUAACGAAAUUGUGAAUCUUGUCUGCAACUUACGUGAUUAUGUGAUGAAAACUGAGAGCCCUAUAGUCAAGAGUGGUGUCCCAAUCCCUCCAUACUUCCGCUGUCCUUUAUCGUUGGAACUCAUGUUGGAUCCUGUAAUCGUGGCUUCAGGUCAAACAUAUGACAGACAAUCCGUCCAAAAGUGGCUUGAUCAUGGGCUGACUGUUUGUCCCAAGACUCAUCAGAGACUUACGCAUACAAAUCUCACUCCCAAUUACACUGUGAAAGCUAUGAUAGCAAAUUGGUGUGAGGAAAAUGAUGUCAAACUUUCCAGUAACUCUGAGCACAAUAAUUCUUCCCGUAUCACAUCCCCCUCAGAUCGUUUAUUGCCUCAAGACUUAGCUCAUGCAUGUGGUUUUGGGUCUUUACCUAGUCACAAUUCCAUUUCAACAUCAUCUCUUCAAACUGGAGAUACUUUUGAGAAGAAAAAGGGUGAUAACUCUUUCAGAUUAAGUGGAGAAUCCAAUGGAUGCCAGAGUGGAGCAACAGAAAAGUGUGAGCAACAAUCCCCAUAUAGUCACAGCAGAAGUGAAUCAUUUUCAAGUUCAUUUUCUAGUACUGAUUGUGUGCCUGCAGUUUCAAAAGAGGCGUCAGGGAUAUCUAGUAAGCAUCAAAAUGUGAAGGUGUUGUCCGGAGAAAUCACAAAUGUGUGUCCUGCUUCUCCUGGUAAUAAACAACCAGGGUUAUCUGGAAAGCAAUUUCAAAGCCCUGGAUCAAAAGUGGGAGGGAUGGAGAAUGGAAAAAAUAAUAAUAAUAAUAGUCAAUCAAGAACUGAUUCUCAUCCUGUUUUUAACAUGGGAUUGGAUGGCUUGACCACCUCAUCUCAUGUCAAUAAAUUGAUUGAAGACCUUCACAGUCCAUCAAUUGAAGUGCAAACUACUGCUGCAGAAGAAUUGAGGCUCCUUACAAAGUGUAACACAGAAAACCGUAUCAUUGUAGGGCAGUGUGGGGCGGUCGUGCCUUUAAUUUCACUGCUAUAUUCAGAUGUAAAGAUAACAGAAGAGCAUGCUGUGACAGCUCUGCUGAAUUUGUCAAUUAAUGAAGACAACAAGGCCUUGAUCAUGGAAGCAGGAGCCAUAGAACCACUUAUCCAUGUUUUGAAGGCAGGAAAUGAUGGUGCCAAGGAGAAUUCUGCAGCAGCUCUAUUCAGCCUCUCUGUAAUAGAGAACAACAAGGCAAAGAUUGGCCGUUCUGGUGCAGUUAAAGCUUUGGUGGAUCUUCUUGCGACAGGAACUCUUAGAGGGAAGAAGGACGCUGCUACUGCUUUAUUUAACCUGUCAAUAUUUCAUGAGAAUAAAGCUCGUAUAAUUCAAGCUGGAGCGGUGAAAUUUCUGGUUCGGCUAAUGGACCCUGCUGAUGGAAUUGUUGACAAGGCUGUUGCUCUUCUGUCAAACCUGUCAACAAUUACAGAGGGCCGAUUAGAAAUUGCAAGGGAAGGGGGCAUCCCCUUACUGGUUGAAAUUGUUGAAUCAGGUUCCCAGCGGGGAAAGGAAAAUGCUGCCUCCAUUCUCUUGCAACUAUGCCUUCAUAGUUCCAGGUUUUGUACUCUGGUUUUGCAAGAAGGAGCUGUACCUCCCCUAGUUGCAUUAUCUCAAUCUGGUACACCAAGAGCAAAGGAAAAGGCACAACAGCUUCUCAGUCAUUUUCGUAAUCAGCGGGAAGGAGCUACUGGGAAGGGAAAAUCAUGAAGAUAGACACUUUUGGUUAUUUCAUUUUGCCCCUUUUUUUCCCCCUUAGUAACUUGUGAUAAUCUUAUUCCCCUCCCUAUUCUAUAGCUGCUGUUUAGGACUUAAUGACUACUUUCAUUGCAUUCUUUUGAUUUAUACAUGUAUCAUUUGUGAAGCUUCUUAUCUUCUUCCAGUGGCUUGUCAUUGGUUUUUCUCAAGUUCAAAAUUGAACUUCACUGCUACGCUGCCUCAUUUCUCCCCCUAUUGUCUGGGAUGUUUAUUUUCGAAUAUCUCUUGUAGGCUUUAAUUUUCUUUCCACUUUUGUGGCUGUUCUUGGGAGGAGUUAGUCUACUUUUUGAAGCUUAAGGUUGGCAAGAUGUAAACCAAAACACUAUUCAGCUAGAGCAUAACUUAUGUGGUC